Messenger RNA from Acaulospora morrowiae, 1896 nucleotides. NCBI's taxonomy places the organism in Eukaryota, Fungi, Glomeromycota, Glomeromycetes, Diversisporales, Acaulosporaceae. The record is from the annotation of a GenBank genome assembly.
AUGUCAAAAGAAAAACUUACUCCCUACUUUGAUUAUUUCGAUGAAUAUACUGCUGAUAGCUGGUCCUACUCAAGCUUUAUUCGCUACGCUCUUGGCAAAAGGUUGCUUCCGUCUGACCCUAUAAGAGUCUAUAACUAUAAGUACAAAAAGUGUCUGGAUUUUAUCGAACAAAAUUACAAUCCUUUGAAGCGCUCAAAGGCAUUUUCACUAAAGAGGUCGUUCAAGCUUGGCUCUCAGCCAGGUCAAUACUAUACGGAGUGCCCUCGCGCCACUCUGGGUUUCCUUGACGUGUUGCUGCUAUUGUGUUUUAUUAAACAAAACAUCGAUACUAUACAGGGUGCCCUCGCGCCACCCUGGCUUGACAAAAAAAUGGAAGAAAAGUGGUUAGCCAACCUUAAUGAAUUAGCAAAAAAUGAAGAAAUCGCAGAGCGCGAAUAUAAUGCAUCACUAAACAAAGAUGUAAGGAAAGAGAAGAUGAUAUACUCCAGCUACCUGUUAGAAUCACGGAAAUCCAAGCAUCAAAUUGACAGAGAGGAAGAUGUGACGUCAACUAAAAGGCGAAAAGAUUUAACAAAUGUAUCACUUGAAGAUGAUGGCAGAAGUAAUAUGAUCAACGUUGCGUAUCCUGGAAAAAGUAUGGAUGAUAGGUCAAUGUUAGAGUCAGCAGAUUCGAAAAUGAAUCAAGUGAAUAAUAAUUUGCGUUCGUCAUCAUCUGCACCGUCUUUUAAAUUUAAUAAUGAAGAAGAUAUCGAGCCUGAAUAUUACGAUGCCAGGGAAAAAACAAUAAUUGUUUAUUCGUGGAAAGAUGCGAUUGACAAGAUUGAUUUUAGGAAUACUUCAAAGAAGGAUUGGAUUUUUGAAAGUUAUAAUCUUUCCAAUGAGUUCCGUAAUUUUCAAAGACUGACGAUUCAACAGGUCAAGGAAAAACCAUAUUUGUGUUAUAAAAAAGACAUUCAAAAAAUUCUAUGUUUAUCAAAUAUAAUGUUGAUUGAGCGGAUAAAACCGGCAUACUUAUCUUGUGAUUUGGCAAGUUGGAAUACUAUCCGUCGAAGAAAAACAUCUUCCUAUUUGCCAUCGGUAGUUAUCAAUGUAGUUCUAGAAUAUUCAUUGUUGUUAAAUUCUUUUACGCCACUAGAAGAAAUGGAAGACAGAUGGUGCAAAAAUUUCUCCAUGGUCACAGAACUGGAUAAAAUAGAUAGAGUCAAUUUUUGCAAAUGCCAAAUCAUAUUACGGAACUUCUUUUUAUUAGGCUUUAUUAAUAAAAAUAACGAAGAUGACUUUGUCCACAACACUUUACAUGACAUGAUCAAUGAAAUUUUUCGUGACCCAAUGCUAGAAUUGGUAUGGGCGAAUAGCGAGAGUUCUGCUUCAAAAAGUCGACGUCUUGGCAAUAAGGAGAAUAUUACCGUUAAAGGUAAUGAACCCGAUUUCAAAAUUUCAACCAAUACUAAAGAUGAAAUUCUCUUUGGAGAAGUUAAACCAAGGGACCCAUCUUCUAUAUUGGUUAAAAAAGAUUUAGUUAGACUUGCAGAGUUUCAGGCAGGUACUUUGGAUGAGUUAAUCAAAAAGUAUGGAAACAAGGUCGGGAUAAUUUCUUUUGGUAUAUGGAUAUGUGAUGAACAUAUUCGCAUCUACGAGAUGGAUUUAAAUUAUGAUGGAAUAUAUAGGAUGAUCUUGGUUGCAGAUGUAUGUGUUCCAAUAGAACGGGAAAAAAUUGUAGGCUUGGUGCCAGUUUUGGAAGCAUUUUAUAAUAUUAAACAUCGUAUUUCCGAAGCUUUAACGGUAAUUACUUCUAGCACCCCACUUAGUUCUCUAUCAUGUUCUUCCUAUGGCAGAGCGUCUAUCCCUUCACCAAAACCUGUUAAGAUUACAAUUGUUGGUCUACAACAAAAUUAA